GAUGUGCGCAUGCCCAGUAGCGCCAUACUCACCGCUUCAAGCCGUUGAAGGUUGAAGUCCAUUGAGUGCUUCAGCAGUUCGUUCCUGUUUUCUCCCAAACUCUGUUUUAUCUUUGAUUAAUGAAAGGAUCCGUUAUAUUGUCGCUCAUUAUCAGUGUCAUCUGUCCCGUGGUUCACAUGGCUCGUGUCUUCGUCUACGGCACGCUGAAGAAAGGCCAGCCCAACUACUUCAGGAUGGAGAACACUUCCAACGGUCAGGCCGUGUUCCUCGCUCGCGCUCGAACCGUAGAGCCAUACCCGCUCGUUAUCGCCACCAAACACAACAUCCCCUUCCUGCUCAACGUGCCCGGGACGGGUCAGCGCGUCUACGGUGAGAUCUACCGCGUGGACCAGAAGAUGCUGGAGUUUCUGGACCGCUUCGAGCACUGUCCUGAGUGGUACCAGCGCACCAAGAUCCAGCUGGAGGUGCAGGACGGGGACGCUGAAGGAGAAAAAAGCAUCGAGGAGGCGUUUGUGUACAGAAAGACUACAUAUGAGUCCGAGUGGCUCCAGAAACCAACAUAUGAGAGUUAUGAUGCGAACGGUGAUCACGGACUGAAAUAUGUUUCUCCUGAGGACAGAAGCCCUGAAUAAUGACUGUACAGGUACCACUUACCACCAGGUAACAUUUGGGACCCUGGUAAGCAGUACCUGUGCAGUCGGCUCUAAAAAGAACCAUAACGUAGCAUACCAUCUGAUACUACAUUAAAAAUCAGGAUCCAAAAUUAACACUUGCUAAGUGCCAAUAAAUUAAUCACAGAAAACAAUAGUUCAUAAAACUAAAGAUCAGAUACUGGAGUCAUUUCAUUGCAUCUGAGUAACAAAGUAUUUGAUGUAUUUUAUAUUCUUUGAAGUGUUAGUUUCCUACAGCACCAAAAAUGAUUUUAAAAUUAUUAUUAUUUUUUUUCCCUUUUUAUUUUAGUUUUUACAUAUUCAUUUAUGGAAUAUUUCAUAUCACAGAAAAGAAAAGAAAAAAACUCGGGGCAUCCUAGAUCAACUUCUGAUCUAGGAUUUACAUUUACACUCCAGCAUCUGAUCAUUUAGUUUUAUACAUUUUUUCUUUUUUUCUUUCUGUGAUUAAUUUAUUGAUUUGAUCAAGUGUUAAUUUUGGAUCCUGAUGUAGUAUCAGACGGUAUGCCAUGUUCACAGGGCAGAUUUGUAAGGAAAUAUACAUUCAAAGAACUGCAAAAGAUUCAACUGUAAAAGGAGCUGGGAACAAUCUAAUAUAAUAUAUAAAACAUUAAAGAUGAUCUUGAAUAAAUGUAGCGCACUAGCAAAACACUCCAGUACAGUACAUCUAGAUCAGGUGUAUUUGCACAUAUGCUGUACUUCCGUUUUUGUUGUAUUUGUAUAUAUGCUAUAGAAGAGUUUAUGAGAGUUUUCUAAAUUGCAAUUUACAAUAAAAUAAUUAAUUCAGAA
Onychostoma macrolepis is the source of this 1457-nucleotide messenger RNA. RefSeq names its product gamma-glutamylamine cyclotransferase, tandem duplicate 3 (gene ggact.3). The transcript has 2 exons. NCBI's taxonomy places the organism in Eukaryota, Metazoa, Chordata, Actinopteri, Cypriniformes, Cyprinidae. The record is from RefSeq and is a predicted model, not a curated record. Gene Ontology annotation, molecular function: gamma-glutamylaminecyclotransferase activity. Bases 120 to 632 code for a protein of 170 amino acids.